This is a messenger RNA of Epinephelus fuscoguttatus (brown-marbled grouper), 3110 nucleotides long. RefSeq names its product actinin, alpha 4 (gene actn4). The transcript has 22 exons. Gene Ontology annotation, cellular component: plasma membrane; cell projection; cell junction. The coding region runs from base 274 to 2973 and encodes 899 amino acids. Gene Ontology annotation, molecular function: calcium ion binding; actin filament binding. Gene Ontology annotation, biological process: muscle cell development; actin cytoskeleton organization. NCBI's taxonomy places the organism in Eukaryota, Metazoa, Chordata, Actinopteri, Perciformes, Serranidae. The record is from RefSeq and is a predicted model, not a curated record.
CCGGUUCCUCCCAGCAGCCUCUCAGUUCAGAGGGAAAGCUUUUCUUCUCACAGCAGCAGCGGGGAUUUUCUGCCUGCACACGCCGGAUAUUCAUCCCAUUAAAAAACACACUCACGACCGAAAGCUGCGAGAGAAGGACACUUUCCUGGGUUGUGUAUCCCUCCCCGUCCCACCUCUCUGAUUUGGGCCGUCGUUGCUUUUCUUCCAUUUUUGUUUUUUUAUUUUUUUCCCUCCUGACUGUCUCUGUGGCGCACUCAGGUUUCUUUUGCUGACAUGGUAGAUUAUCACGCUGCCAAUAAUCAACCCUCGGCCGGAGGGGUCCAGACCUACAUGGAGCAAGAGAAUGACUGGGACCGGGACCUGCUGCUGGACCCGGCCUGGGAGAAACAGCAGAGGAAGACGUUCACGGCAUGGUGUAACUCCCACCUGCGGAAGGCUGGCACGCAGAUCGAAAACAUCGAGGAGGACUUCAGGGAUGGGCUCAAGCUCAUGCUGCUGCUGGAGGUCAUCUCAGGCGAACGGUUACCCAAACCUGAGCGAGGCAAGAUGAGGGUCCACAAGAUCAACAACGUGAACAAAGCCCUGGACUUCAUCGCCAGCAAAGGAGUCAAACUGGUCUCCAUUGGAGCAGAGGAAAUCGUGGAUGGAAAUGCUAAGAUGACCCUGGGAAUGAUCUGGACCAUCAUCCUCCGCUUCGCCAUCCAGGACAUCUCUGUAGAAGAGACCUCUGCGAAGGAGGGUCUUCUGCUGUGGUGCCAGAGGAAGACCGCUCCCUACAAGAAUGUCAACGUCCAGAACUUCCACAUUAGCUGGAAGGACGGUCUCGCCUUCAACGCUCUGAUCCACAGACACAGACCUGAUCUCAUCGAUUACGACAGCCUCAGAAAGGAUGACCCGGUGACAAACCUGAACAAUGCCUUCGAGGUGGCUGAGAAGCACCUGGAUAUCCCCAAGAUGUUGGACGCAGAAGACAUCGUGGGUACGCUGAGGCCAGAUGAGAAGGCCAUAAUGACCUAUGUAUCCUGCUUCUAUCACGCCUUCUCUGGUGCACAGAAGGCUGAGACAGCUGCAAAUCGUAUCUGCAAAGUGCUGGCUGUCAACCAGGAGAAUGAGCAGAUGAUGGAGGACUACGAAAAACUGGCCAGCGAUCUGCUGGAGUGGAUCCGUCGAACCAUCCCCUGGCUGGAGAACCGAACCCAGGAAAAGACCGUGAAUGACAUGCAGGCGAAACAGGAGGACUUCAGAGACUACCGCUGUGUCCACAAACCACCCAAGGUCCAAGAGAAAUGCCAGCUGGAGAUCAGCUUCAACACUCUGCAGACUAAACUGAGACUCAGCAACAGACCCGCCUUCAUGCCAUCAGAAGGACGCAUGGUGUCUGAUAUCAAUGGAGCGUGGCACACUCUGGAAGGAGCAGAAAAAGGCUACGAGGAGUGGAUUCUCAGUGAGAUCAGACGUCUGGAGAGACUGGAACAUUUGGCCGAGAAGUUCCACCAGAAGGCUGCCAUCCAUGAAUCCUGGACAGAUGGUAAGGAGGCCAUGCUGACCCAGAAAGACUAUGAGACCUCCACCCUGUCAGAAGUGAAGGCGUUGCUACGGAAACACGAGGCCUUUGAGAGCGACCUGGCAGCCCAUCAGGACAGAGUGGAGCAGAUCGCCGCCAUCGCACAGGAACUCAAUGAACUGGAUUAUUACGACUCAGCCAGUGUCAACGCUCGCUGUCAGAAGAUCUGUGAUCAGUGGGACGUCCUGGGAGCCCUCACCCAGAGCCGCAAAGAGUCACUGGAGAGGACAGAGAAGCAGCUGGAGUCAAUAGACGAGCUUUACCUGGAGUACGCCAAGAGAGCGGCGCCCUUCAACAACUGGAUGGAGGGAGCGAUGGAGGACCUGCAGGACAUGUUCAUCGUCCACAAUAUUGAGGAGAUCCAGGGUCUCAUCACAGCUCAUGAGCAGUUCAAGUCCACCCUGGCAGAGGCCAACAAAGAGCGCGAGGCCAUCCAGUCCAUCCAGGCUGAGGUGCAGAAGAUCGCCCAUAGCAACGGCAUCAAGCUGAGUGGAGGAAACCCCUACACCACCAUCACACCUGAGAGCAUCGACAGCAAAUGGGAGAAGGCGAUGGACAUGGUGCCGCAGCGUGAUAACGCCCUGCAGGAUGAGCUCAACAAGCAGAAUUCCAACGACACUCUGAGAGCCAAGUUCGCUACUCAGGCCAACACAGUCGGUGCCUAUAUACAGGCCAAAAUGGAGGAAAUUGGCAGGAUAUCCAUUGAAAUGAACGGCACUCUGGAGGACCAGCUCACCAGCCUGAAGGAGUACCAGCAGAACAUCAUGUCUUACAUGCCUGAGAUUAAUACACUGGAGGGAUACCAUCAGCUCAUCCAGGAGGCCCUCAUCUUUGACAACCAAUAUACUUCCUACACAAUGGAGCACCUCCGUGUGGGUUGGGAGCAGCUGCUCACCACCAUCGCCAGAACCAUCAACGAGGUUGAGAACCAGAUCCUGACGCGUGACGCCAAAGGCAUCAGCCAAGAGCAGCUUUAUGAGUACCGCGCCUCCUUCAACCACUUUGACAAGGACCACAGCGGGGCCCUGCAGGCCGAGGAGUUCAAGGCCUGUUUGAUCAGUCUGGGCUACGAUGUGGAGAACGACAAGCAGGGCGACAGUGAGUUCGCUCGCAUCAUGGGCAUAGUGGACCCCAACGGCAGCGGUGCUGUCACCUUCCAGGCCUUCAUUGACUUCAUGUCCAGGGAAACGACCGACACAGACACCGCAGACCAGGUCAUCGCCUCCUUCAAGAUCCUGGCCGCUGAUAAGAAUUUCAUCACGGCCGAAGAGCUGAGGAGGGAGCUCCCCCCUGACCAGGCGGAAUACUGCAUCGCUCGCAUGGCACCCUACACGGGACCAGACGCCGCCCCCGGAGCUCUCGACUACAUGUCCUUCUCCACCGCUCUGUACGGAGAGAGCGACCUGUAGAGGAGGCAAGAGGAAGAGGAGGGCUGGACAAACAAGGGAGGGAAGGAGGGAGGGAGAGAAGGAAGAGAGGAGGGAGGUAGAGAGUUACUCUGUGCGUAGGGAAGACGCCAGGAAUCGAGCGUUUGGAAGAAUUUGAG